CUCAUUGAAUAUGGAUCAGAAAGUGCAGUGGGGAGAGUGUCACGUGGCUUCGCGGCCAGGAUAAAUAGGGGCUGGACCGGCGUUGAUCCCCCCGAGCUCCCCAGUACCUGCGUGCUCCCGCUACCGUCCGUCGGUCCGGGCUCUGAAGCGACCAGGCUCCACCAGCGAGCCGGGAGGAAGAGAGGGAGGUAGAGAAAGAUCGCCACCGCCCCGAGGAGGCUCCGCAGACACCGGCUCGGUGUUCUGCCGUGGGCCAGGACCUUCUCCCUCUGACAGCUAGAGCUCUCUCCGGCUCCCACAUUCCCAACAUGAAAAUCCUCGUGGCUCUGGCCGUGCUCUUCCUCGCGUCCGCUCAGGCUUUUGCCGAAGAAAUGGGCGCCAACGACGAUCUGAACUACUGGGCGGACUGGUCGGACAGCGACCAGCUCAAGGAAGAGCUAUCCGAGCCCUUUGAGCAUUUCCUGCAGAGAAUUGCCAGGAGACCCAAGCCUCAGCAGUUCUUUGGGUUGAUGGGCAAAAGGGAUGCUGAUACCUCAGUUGAAAAGCAAGUGGGCAUGUUAAAGGCUCUCUAUGGGCAUGGCCAAAUAUCUCAUAAAAGGCAUAAAACAGAUUCCUUUGUGGGACUCAUGGGCAAAAGAUCUUUAACUUCUGGGUCCUCAGAAUGGAGCACGGCACAGAACUAUGAGAGAAGGCGUAAAUGAGGCAUCGGCCAGCAGCCUUCGGUUGAAUGUGGUUGGCUCCACGGCCUACGAUGGCGAGGCCUCCUCGAAGAGUCUCACUAAACAGAACAAUUAUUUAUUUAAUAACACUUGUGGUUUUGAGUUGUAAAUCCAAUCAGACAAUUAUUUUUCAUAUUGUGACAAUGACCCCCAUUGGAUAAGUGUUUUCUAGCUCUAAGCUGCAUCCCUUGGAAAUGGAAGCCCCUGAUAUUUCACAACCAAGCACAGUAUUGGCUCUGAACUUGUGCUUCUGGUGAUGGCUUGUUUGCCCAGGAGAAUCAAUGUUUUGGUUAAUUGGGAACCAAUGUAGGGCAGACCCUUCUCAGUGUAUCUCCAUGGUUAAGAUGCUCUGUAGUUGGGGGAUUGAAAUCUCUUUGUAUCGCUGCAGUUCGUCCCAUGUUUUGUGACUAAAUCUAUGAGACAGAUAGAGAGGGGGGGCGUGGCUGGAAGGAGGGAGACAGAGAGGACAGAGUGGGGGACUCCUAGAGCUUCAUCUCAUGGUAGGAAGUGUUUUCGUUGUCUGAUGUUUUCCAUUAAAAGUUCCA
Molecule: messenger RNA, 1264 nt
Organism: Dromiciops gliroides (monito del monte)
Lineage: Eukaryota; Metazoa; Chordata; Mammalia; Microbiotheria; Microbiotheriidae
Gene: TAC1
Product: tachykinin precursor 1
Exons: 7
Coding region: 309-701 (130 amino acids)
Biological process (GO): tachykinin receptor signaling pathway
Source: RefSeq, a predicted model, not a curated record